Molecule: messenger RNA, 570 nt
Organism: Porites evermanni
Lineage: Eukaryota; Metazoa; Cnidaria; Anthozoa; Scleractinia; Poritidae
Source: the annotation of a GenBank genome assembly
AAUCUCGAUGCUCUCGAGAGUCAGUCCACACUUUCCACGGAGAAAGCGCCAAUCUCAACUCCAAGAAAACCAUGUCGAUGCGGAGAAAAAAAUAAAUACAAAUCAAAAGCAAAAGCGUCAAGGAAGUACAAAGGCAGGUGCAAGUGCAUCAACGAAUACGGUACCUGUAUGAGCGCAUGCAGUUGUUGUGGAUGGUGCCAAGGCAAACAAUGUGGGGGAAACCAAAGGCUUCCUCGGGACAAAAGAUGUAGAACACCCAGAAAGCGAGGUCAAAAAUACAGGCAUACCGUGAAAGCGAAACGAUCAAGACUUUCACUGGAAGAAAAUGACGAAAAAAUCAAAGAUCCUGGAUUGAAUGAGCUCGAGUUCUUUGUCAUGCAUGCUAUUAUCCAGCAUGCGAACUCAAAGAAGGAUGUCAAAAAUGACAACAGCCAUUUUUGUGACAUGUUUAGCAAAAUAGUCAAAGUCGUAAAUAGUUUCGCUUUUCUAAUGGUUCUUCCCAUAUUUCACCAUUCCUUACAGGUGCUUUACGAUGAAAAAAGAAAGUACGAUAAGUUAAGGAAACGUUAG